AUGACAGUGCCACCACACCAACGAUAUGCCAUCGGGUUCACAGAGCGUGUCUGCUCCGUCGUCUCUCUGAUCGGAACGGCUGUCAUCGUCAUCUCCUUCCUCUCUUCGCCUUCCUUCCGCAAGCCCAUCAACAGGCUGGUCUUCUUCGCCUCCUGGGGCAACAUGAUGACCAACAUCGCGACUAUUAUCUCGGCAACAGGGAUGCAAGCAGGGAUCAACACGCCUCUGUGUCAUUUUCAAGGCUUCUUGAUUCAGUGGUUCAUGCCGGCCGAUGCGCUAUGGACGUUCGCCAUGGCCUGCAACGUCUACCUCACAUUCUUCCAUAAGUACAACUCAGAACGGCUGCGCCAGCUAGAGUGGAAAUAUCUGCUCUUCUGCUACGGCCUCCCGUUCAUCCCAGCUUUCACGUAUCUCUUCGUCGUGAGCGAAAGCCGAGGGGCUAUAUACGGCUCAGCCACCCUCUGGUGCUGGGUCUCAGACUCCUGGGACUUCCUCCGCAUCGCAACCUUCUACGGCCCCGUGUGGUUCGUAGUGUUCCUUACAUUCGUCAUCUACGCACGCGCCGGCAGCGUCAUCUACAAGCAGCGGCGCCAGCUAGAGGAGAUCGGCGGGCACGACUCCGCCCUCGAUGUCGAGAGACCCCUCCGACGAGGGUUAACCAGAACGACCGAGAUCCGCAUCACAAGCGAGCCAACGCACAGGGACACCGAAGCGGUCCGGACCGUGGCGGCCGUCGUGUCGAGUCGGGUUCAGUCGCUGUACGACCCUUACUCGGUUUCCAUUGAGGGGGGCGGUAUCGCCAGGCCGGAGUGCUGCGUUGCCGCUUCAAAGCAGGUUGAUCAGAAUGACCUCGAACAGUGUUUUACUGCUACUACUAUUGCUUCUCCUCUUUUUCCUUCUCCUCCACCUCUUCCACCUAUUACUCCUCUACCUCAACGCCGCCGUAUGCGCUCAGACGCUAGCUCCGCUGCGUGGGUGUACACCAAGUACGCCAUUCUUUUCUUCUGCGCGAUGCUAAUUACAUGGGUCCCAUCAACAGUCAACCGAGCGUAUGGGAUCUUCCACCCCGGGGAUUUCAACUUUGCAUUGAAUUACGUGUCGAGCUUUGUGUUGCCGCUGCAGGGGUUCUGGAAUAGUAUCAUCUAUGUGUCGAUAUCGUGGCCGGCUUUUAAAGAAGCGUUUGCGCGUUUGAAAAAGGACCGGUUGGCGGGGUCGAGUCAGGGCAGCGCUAUGGGUGUUAGGGAGAGGGCUGGGGGGAGGUUUCAUGCUCAGCCUUGGGGGGUGGAUGAGAGGGAGUUGUUGUCAGAUUAG
Molecule: messenger RNA, 1311 nt
Organism: Aspergillus candidus
Lineage: Eukaryota; Fungi; Ascomycota; Eurotiomycetes; Eurotiales; Aspergillaceae
Product: putative cAMP receptor-like protein
Exons: 4
Coding region: 1-1311 (436 amino acids)
Biological process (GO): adenylate cyclase-activating G protein-coupled receptor signaling pathway; cell surface receptor signaling pathway
Cellular component (GO): plasma membrane
Molecular function (GO): G protein-coupled receptor activity
Source: RefSeq, a predicted model, not a curated record